This is a messenger RNA of Chelonia mydas (Green sea turtle), 2872 nucleotides long. RefSeq names its product C5a anaphylatoxin chemotactic receptor 1. Gene Ontology annotation, cellular component: plasma membrane. NCBI's taxonomy places the organism in Eukaryota, Metazoa, Chordata, Testudines, Cheloniidae. Gene Ontology annotation, biological process: phospholipase C-activating G protein-coupled receptor signaling pathway; positive regulation of cytosolic calcium ion concentration; complement receptor mediated signaling pathway. The record is from RefSeq and is a predicted model, not a curated record. Gene Ontology annotation, molecular function: G protein-coupled receptor activity; complement component C5a receptor activity. The transcript is spliced from 2 exons. Bases 1132 to 2511 code for a protein of 459 amino acids.
CAUUGUGGUCAGGUGCCAGCGAGGUUAUCCUAGCUUCUUAACCCUUUACAGGUGAAAGGGUUUUUCCUCUGGCCAGGAGGGAUUUUAAAGGUGCUUACCCUUCCCUUUAUAUUUAUGACAGCCCCCAUCUCCACUCUGUCGAGGGCUAUCAGUCCCUCUGCUUUGGGGCUGGAGCUGACCCCUCACUGGGCAGGGGCGGGUUGGAGGGCACAUUCUCCGGGGGCAGGUUAUCCCAUCACCGUCUCUGCAACAGUGGGCGACAGCCUCUGUUGAAGACUGGGCUAGAGGGACCCCAUGGCUGGUCCAGUCUGGCCAUGCACACAAUGCUGGGCGUUGUGAGUUUGCUAGGUCUCUGCGAGCACUGCUAACGCCCCCUCCUCUCUCUGGAGGACCUGGGCUCUUGGUCGGCCUGAGGCGUGAGUGGGAGCUGCCCCAGCUCCCCUGUGGGAUGCUGGGAAGAUCCCACUCCAGCCCCGGCUAUGAUGCUGCAAAGCAGCCAGGCGCUGAGAGGGGAGUCUCUCACCAGCGCAUUUUGACAGGGCCCCUGGCCAGCCCUGCUCUGAGGAGCAGCCGGCAGUGACCCACACCCUGCUCCCCUGGGGGAGGGACUCCAAGGCUGGCGCUAGUUUGUUUGCUUCCCUCUGUGCCAUGCGCUGGGGACUGUGCGGGGCCAUGUGGUAGGCCCUGCUUCAUAAACAGAAUCUGAAUAGAAAGGGCUGAUAAAGGAUUCACUGCCGGAGUCCGGCUGGCAGCUUGGCAUCCUCCACGGCACCUUCUGCGGCUGUGUCUGCGACAUGCAUUGUUCACACGUGUGACAGCUGAGUGAGUAACCUUCUCUACACCAGCCCCGACGGCCUGUGCUCGCUUCCUCCCUGCCGGGGCUGAGGCGUUGACAGAGGAAGCCCCGGGCCGAGACUGCGUUGGCAAAUACAGGGAAGAGCCCUGAUGCUGGAAUUUCCCAUCACCCCACCCUCACCCCUGGCUCUGGCCAGAGCCCCCCGCAGCCCCUCGCACUCAUGCCUCCAGCCGAUUCUGCUGCCGCUGCAGAAUUCCCAACUUCCCCAUCUUCUGCAGCUUCACUGAGCUUCCUCCUCACGGCAGCCAGGCCUCAUUGCCCAACGCUCUGGUGAGAUGCAAACGCAACCGCAGAGCCCGCUUGUGUGUGUGUGUGUGUGUGUGUGUGUGUGUAUGUGUGUGUGUUUGUGUGUCCUGUUAACCCUUCGGUGGCCUGGGCUGAGUUUUCCCUUUAUGCACCAGGGAAGCAGAGACGACUCCUACCCAAGGAGCGCAGCAGCGGCCGGCCCACGCCUGGGUGGGGACAGCUUGGCACUGAAGCCCCAGCAGAGGAGGGUGAGCCAUUGGGGAAGGCACUGGGCUGGGACUCAGGAGAUCUGGCUCCAACUCACAGCUCUGCCACAGACGCCCGCUGAGCACUGGGGGCGCGUAUCCUGGUGCAGAAUGAAUGCCACCGAGCUGUAUGGUGACUAUCCUGACUGGUACAGUAACUUCACUGUGCCUGACUUCGACCCGCCGACUCCGCUGCCUUUCCAGCUGACCCCCGUCCUGUGGGUGUCUCUGGUUCUCUACUCCCUCGUCUUCCUGCUGGGCGUGCCGGGGAAUGCGGCUGUCAUCUGGGUGACGGGCUUCGGGAUGAAGCGCACGGUGAACACCGUCUGGUUCCUCAACCUGGCAGUGGCCGACCUCCUCUGCUGCCUGGCGCUGCCCUUCCUGGCCGUGCCCGUGGCCCGUGACAACCGCUGGGAGCUGGGUGACUUCGCCUGCAAGCUGCUCCCAUCCCUCGCCAUCCUGAACAUGUUUGCCAGCGUCCUGCUCCUGACGGCCAUCAGCCUGGACCGCUGCGCCCUGGUGACCAGGCCCGUCUGGUGCCAGAACCACCGCACGACCCGGCUGGCCUGGGGCCUGAGCGGGGCAGCCUGGCUCCUGGCUCUGCUCAUGACCCUCCCAACCUUCAUCUUCCGGACGACGCACCCCAAGGCGUUCUCAGACAAAGUGAUGUGUGUCUUGGAGUAUGCUCAAGUGUCCAGUUACCAGACCGCCGUCGAGCUGUCCGUCGCUACCUUCCGCUUCGCAGCCGGCUUCCUGGUCCCCUUCGUGGUGAUCGCCACCUGCUACGGCCUGGUCCUGGCCCGCAUCCAGGGUAGCUGUGUGGUCCAAUGCCACAGGCCCACGGUCGUUGUGCUGGUAGUGAUUGUCGGCUUCUUUGCCUGCUGGCUCCCCUACCACGUGGUGGGGCUGAUCCUGGCCACCCACGCCCCCAGCGCCCGUCUGUACAAGCUGGCAGACGCCACCCAGCCCCUCGUCGUCAGCCUGGCCUAUGUCAACAGCUGCCUCAACCCCAUCAUCUAUGUGGGGAUGGGCCAGGGCUUCCGGGGCUUGGUGCAAAGCCUCCUGGCUGAUGUCCUCCAGGAGGAGGGUGCAGACCUAGAGUGUGAGGUGCAGGCUCAGUUCACGUCCACGAGCAGUGGGCAGGCCACUGAGACAAUGGUUUAGGUCCAUGGGGGUCCCCCAGCUCGGGCGGGACCAGGAGAGCAGGGGACUGGACUGACAAGGAGAGAAGCUCGCAGCCUGGCUGCUGUCCAUCUGUGCCUUGCGGGUACCUCAUCUGUGCCUUGCGUGGCCGCUUAGCCUGGCUGGUGCUGUGAGGAGCUGAGUCUCUGCAGAACCGGCUGGAGGGUGCAGUAAGAUCUGCUGCCCCCCGAACAUCCUGCAGCCCCUCAGCGAAGGGGCUAGCUCCGUAUUACCACUGAACUGCUCCGACUGGAAGCUCUGGGGGCAGGGACCGUCUCUCUGUUCUGCAUCUGUACGGUGCCACCACAAUAGAGAUCACCCAUAAAUCACAGCCUUGUCGCGA